AUGUGUAUAUAUUAUUUUUAAUUUUUAAUUUUUUCGAAUAUGUUGGACGUGUAUAUAUGGGGAGGUAUCCCUGCCUAUCUAUCACACACACAGACACAGCCAUACAGAAGGUGUGCCUUGUUAUCUCUCUCUCUCUCCCUCCCUCCUACGACGAGCUCCAUGGUGUCGUUCCACGACGACGAGAAGCCUUCUUCUCCGAAUGCAGGGAGCAAAGAUGGGCUGGUGGCGAUGGCAAUUCCGGCGUUCAACAGAAAAGACGUGGCACUGACCAAGGAUACAGUGACGGCGAUGGUGGAGAUCAGUGCCACAUUAUCCGCCACCAUGAGGGAGGGGCUGGACCUGGUGGCGGUGCUGGACGUGAGCGGCAGCAUGAGCGGGGACAAGAUCGAGAGCGUGAAGAAGGCCCUGCAGUUCGUCAUCUUGAAGCUCACCCCCGUGGACCGCCUCUCCAUCGUCACCUUCCAUAGCACCGCCCACAGGCUAAACCCGCUGCGCUCCAUGACGCAUGCUGCCCAGGCCGACCUCAGGGCCAUCGUCAACGGCCUGGUGGCCGACGGCGGCACCGACAUAAAGGCCGGCCUUGAUGUGGGGCUGGCCGUCCUCGCCGGCCGCGUCCACACCGAAUCACGCACCCCCAACAUCUUCCUCAUGUCCGACGGGCAGACCUCCGGUGACCCCAGGCAAGUGAACCCCGGGGAAGUGGGCGUCUACACCUUUGGUUUCGGCGCCGGCACGGACCACAAGCUGCUGAGCGACCUGGCCAACAAGUCUAUCGGCGGGACGUACAGCGCGGUCCCCGACGGGACCAACCUCAGCGCGCCCUUCUCGCAGCUGCUCGGCGGCCUGCUCACGGUGGUGGCGCAGGACGUGCAGCUCACGCUCGAGCCCAACAACGCCGACGGCGACCUGGACAAGAUGACCGUGGCCCCCGGCACGGACUACAGCACCACCACCGAUCAAAAGACUGGCAUCAUCACCAUCAAGUUCGGCACCCUCUUCAGCAGCGAAGCCCGCAAGGUGGCCGUCAACUUUACGCUCAAGGACAGCACCGAGACCGAGGAGUACGACGCCAACUUGGCCGAGGCGCGGCACAGCUACGCCGGUCAGAAGACGCGCCAGUCCCCGGAAAGCAUCCUGAUUGUGCGCACGCCGAACCCAAGCCCCGUCGACCCCUCCAGCGCCGGCGCCCAGCAGAGGUCGGUGCAGGCCGAGGAGCUGCGCCGGCUGCACGCCAACACGAUCGGCGCCGCGAGCCUCCUGGCCGACGCCGAGAGGCUACCGGAGGCGCGGCACAAGAUCAUGGACGCGCAGAACGCCGUGGAGGACAUCAUGCUGGACGAUGGCGAGAAGAUGAUCAACGCGCUCCGCGCCGAGCUGCUGCAGCUUCUGACCUUCAUGGAGUCGCAGGCGCUCUACAACGAGCGGGGCCACCCCUACGCGCUCGCUACCAUCGCCUCCCACGGGCGCCAGCGCACCGCCGGGAGGGGCGACGAGGGGGAGGUCAUAUCCCUCUACGUCACGCCGCGCAUGAUCGCCUACCUCGAGCAGGCCAAGAGGUUCGAGGAGAACCCCGAGGAGCCGGUGCCCACCGCCGACGACGACGUCGAGGAGGAGGUCAAAAACGACCCCUUUGGCAGCAUCGCCGCCCCUCUCGCACUGUACCUCGACACCGCGAUACAGGCGCUCAAGUCCAUCAAGAAGGUGCUCGCCGACGCCAGCCAGCGCAAGCGCUAGACCAAUUAAUAAGCUCGCGCGGGCAACACUUUUAUAUCUAUAUAUAUUUAUCCUUUGCAUUUCAUGUGUUUAUUUGUACUAGCUAAUACGUUGGCUUGCAUGUAGUUUUCCGUUUAUCUCAUCCCUGUAAUAUGUAACCGGCCGCCGGUCGAUCGAUGUAUCCCGAGUUUGUUUCAGUCAAUUAUAAAUA
Hordeum vulgare subsp. vulgare (domesticated barley) is the source of this 1924-nucleotide messenger RNA. RefSeq names its product E3 ubiquitin-protein ligase WAV3-like. The record is from RefSeq and is a predicted model, not a curated record. The transcript is spliced from 2 exons. NCBI's taxonomy places the organism in Eukaryota, Viridiplantae, Streptophyta, Magnoliopsida, Poales, Poaceae. The coding region runs from base 40 to 1734 and encodes 564 amino acids.